AUCGGUAGCCCCCUCGAUGGUUUGACACCUCUAUUUUAUCGAGAAAUUGUUUACUAAAGACAUCUAAAGACAUUUAAUGGAAAUUUACUAAAAUAAAUUGAACGCCCCAAAAAUCCAAACAUUUUUGAAGCACUAAAAGGAAUUAUAUUCUUUUACAAACACACACACACAAUCCGCGGAAAGAUACGAGGAUAUUGCAAUGGGCGGCUCGGCAGUGCAGGUUAUCAAUGCAUCCGAGGAGCACACAUUUGUGCUCAACGAGGAUGCACUCAGCGAGGUGCUGAUGCGGGAGGAGGUCAAGGAUCGCUUCGUGUGCGUGGUGUCCGUUGCAGGCGCCUUCCGCAAGGGCAAGAGCUUUCUGCUGGACUUCUUUCUGCGAUACAUGUACUCAAAGUAUGUACGCCACGAUGUGACAGACUGGCUGGGCGAUGAGGCGGCGCCUCUGUCGGGCUUCUCAUGGCGCGGAGGCUCCGAGCGCGACACCACUGGCAUCCUGAUGUGGUCCGACAUAUUCCUGCACGACUAUCCCAAUGGCGAUAAGAUCGCCAUUAUUCUGCUGGACACGCAGGGAGCCUUCGACAGCCAGAGCACAGUGCGGGACUGCGCCACGGUGUUUGCGCUGAGCACGAUGCUGUCCUCGGUGCAAAUAUACAAUCUCUCACAGAACAUACAGGAGGACGACCUGCAGCACCUGCAGCUGUUCACCGAGUACGGCCGCCUGGCGCUGGCCGACACCGGCAAGAAGCCAUUCCAGCGCCUGCAGUUUCUGGUCCGCGACUGGAGCUUCCCCUACGAGGCGGAGUACGGUGCAAUGGGAGGAGAUAAGAUACUCAAGCGCCGGCUGGAGGUGUCCGAUAAGCAGCAUCCGGAGCUACAGUCGCUGCGGCGCCACAUCUCGUCGUGCUUCACCGAGGUGGCCUGUUUCCUGAUGCCACAUCCGGGCCUGAAUGUGGCCACCAAUCCCAAGUUCGACGGCCGGCUCACUGACAUCACGCCCGACUUCAAGAACAGUCUGCGCACCCUGGUACCCAUGCUGCUGGCGCCAGACAAUCUGGUCUACAAGGAGAUCAGCGGUCAGCGGGUGCGUGCCCGCGAUCUCAUCCAGUACUUCCAGUCGUACAUGAACAUCUACAAAGGCAACGAGCUGCCGGAGCCCAAGAGCAUGCUGGUUGCCACGGCCGAGGCCAAUCAUCUGACUGCAGUGGCCGCCGCCAAGGAGCUGUACCAGCAGCUCAUGGAGGAGGUAUGCGGCGGCACGCGUCCGUACUUAAGCACUGCCCACCUGGAGACGGAGCAUAUUCGGGUCAAGGACAAGGCCCUGUUCCAGUUUGCCUCCAAACGCAAAAUGGGCGGCGAGGAGUUUACCGAGAAGUUCCGGCUGCAGCUGGAGGAGGAUCUAGAGGAGGUUUUUGUCAACUACAAAGCGCACAACGAGAGCAAGAACAUCUUCAAGGCGGCCCGCACACCGGCCGUGUACUUUGCCUGUGCCGUCAUCAUGUACAUCCUCAGUGGCAUCUUUGGCCUGGUCGGUCUCUACACAUUUGCCAAUUUCUGCAAUCUGGUGAUGGGCGUGGCCCUGCUGACUCUUGCCCUCUGGGCGUACAUCAGAUACAGCGGAGAGCUGAGCGAUUUCGGGGGAAAACUAGAUGAGUUUGCCACGCUCAUGUGGGAGAAGUUCAUGCGACCCAUCUAUCAUGGAUGCAUGGAGAAGGGCAUCCAUCAUGUGGCCACGCAUGCCACCGAAAUGGCUGUGGGAGGAGGCGGUGCUGCCGGCUAUCGCUCCCAAUCAUCGGUGAAUGCCUCAAAUGGCAAGGUGAAGCGUUCAUGAGAAUACGCCCAAGCAUCGCAGCACAAAGCGCAGCAUCAGGCGACCAGCAGUAACAACAGCAACAGCAACAACAACUAUAAUAAUAAUAACAACAACAAUGUGGCAUACAAAUUAAGAAAAAAUAGCAACAAAGGUGGAGCUGAUUUCAUCGAGAGCAUUUGGCGCAGAUUUGGCGGCAGCGGCACCAGCAGCUCCACGAACUCAAACACCCCGUCUCCACCAACGGCCAUGGCCCCGCCGCCAACGGUCGCCUCUAGCAGCAACAACAACAGUCGCAAGAAACGCAAGCCGAAGCGCAACUAAAUGAGUCUGUCGAUUGGUAUUGGUGCGGCAACCCCUUACCGGAAUCCAUCCUCUUUGAAAGGAGGGAAUCCGAAUCCGAAUCCACUCCCUGAGUUGUAUAAACCGAUACUUUAUAUAGGAUGAAAGAAAGGAACCUGUUUUUAUAUUGCAUUAAUUGAAGUGUAGUUGGUCUAUAUAUUACUUAUAGUUAAGAAUACAUAAGUGCAUCAUUAGUAAGUGGCUCGUAUCUGUUGAGAGAAGUGAAAUUUUAAAUUGUUUUUUUAUAUAUACUCGUACCAUACACGAUAUGCGUCUGUACACGAACGGAUAUAUGAAAUCUAACGCUGUAAUAUACAAAAAUCGCUAACGAAUUUAAUUCUGUUUAAUAUUUUUCUAAUCUUGAUCUUGCCUCCUCACCUCACCGCACCGAACCACCUGAUCCACCUCUUCACCAUCCUUUUGUCAUUCGUUUGAUAGAGAAUUCCAUAAGCAAUCUAAUAUUGUAUUGUAUGUAUAAAACAAAAGUGCACUUUGUUGUUGGCUGGUUUGCUAAGCGCCUCAUUUUGCCACCCGUUUUGUUAUUAAUCUUAGUCUCUCCUCUUUAAUAAAGAAGAAAACAAAUAAUUAAUUAAACCAUUGCCACCCAUUGAAAAUUAAACACAAAGGCAAUGCAAUGCUGGUUUAGGUCUCUAGUUUAUGUUGUGCAGUAAAAUUAAAAUAAUUAACUCUUGGUUUUGUUUCGAUUAAACAAUAAACGUGUAUGUACUAUAUGAUAACUGAUUAGCUCAGUAGCAGUUAUGGCCAUCGACAAAAUAAACGAAAACAAAA
Molecule: messenger RNA, 2938 nt
Organism: Drosophila obscura
Lineage: Eukaryota; Metazoa; Arthropoda; Insecta; Diptera; Drosophilidae
Gene: atl
Product: atlastin
Exons: 5
Coding region: 200-1828 (542 amino acids)
Biological process (GO): endoplasmic reticulum organization; protein homooligomerization
Molecular function (GO): GTP binding; GTPase activity
Source: RefSeq, a predicted model, not a curated record